GUUUAAGUGGAGAAGAAUGAUGGAAUGCAAACCGACACCAUCAACCACGCCUCCCCGCUACCCCUUCCCCUUCUUUCUGCUUCUUAUUCCACCCCCUCUUCACCAGACUGAUCCUAGAUUUUCCCGCCCUCUUCUCUAUUUUGUCUGAAAAUUACACAACUAUGAAAUUCAGCCUGGAGAUUAGCGCUUUCUUUCUGUUGGUAUUCUCUAUUUCGCUCUGUGGGGCUGUCAGAAAAGAGAAGACGGUUUCUCAGAAGCUCGAGGUUCACAAACACUUGCAUCGUCUGAAUAAACCUGCUGUCAAGUCCGUAGAGAGCCCAGAUGGUGAUAUCAUUGAUUGCAUCCAUAUUUCUCACCAACCAGCUUUUGAUCAUCCUCAUUUCAAGAACCACACAAUUCAGAUGAGGCCAAGUUACCAUCCAGAAGGGCUGUUUGAGGAUGGAGAGGUAAGCACAGAGAAGGAGGGUGGGAAUGAUGGGUCAAACCUUAUUCAUCAGCUUUGGCAUUUGAAUGGGAGGUGUCCUGAAGGAACAAUUCCUGUUAGAAGGACGAAAAAAGAGGACCUUUUGAGAGUGAGCUCUAUGAAGAGCUACGGGAAAAAGAAGCUUAAAGGUGUUCCUAAACCCAGGUCUGCUGAACCUGAUUUCAUUUCCCAGAAUGGACACCAGCAUGCAAUAGCCUAUGUUCAAGGAGGAGAGUAUUAUGGUGCAAAAGCCACAAUAAACGUUUGGGAGCCUAAAAUUCAACAACCUAACGAGUUCAGCUUGUCUCAGAUUUGGAUUCUUGGGGGUGAUUUCGACUCUGACCUCAACAGCAUUGAAGCUGGUUGGCAGGUUAGCCCGGAUUUGUAUGGUGAUCACAACACAAGACUGUUCACAUAUUGGACUAGUGAUGCUUAUCAAGCCACUGGAUGCUACAACUUGCUAUGCUCUGGAUUUAUUCAAAUUAAUAAUAAUAUAGCCAUGGGGGCCACCAUCUUCCCCCUUUCCAACUAUAGAGGUUCCCAAUUUGAUGUCAGCAUUCUCGUCUGGAAGGACCCAACAUUGGGCAACUGGUGGAUGCAGUUUGGGAAAAACAACAUUCUUGGAUACUGGCCUGCGUACCUAUUUUCUAACCUACAAGACAGUGCUUCAAUGGUUGAGUGGGGCGGGGAGGUGGUGAAUUCGGAGCCUGACGGGUUGCACACUACGACUCAGAUGGGCAGCGGCCACUUCCCGGGUGAAGGGUUUGGGAAGGCUAGCUAUUUCAGGAAUAUACAGGUCGUGGACGCGUCAAAUAACUUGAGACCUCCCCAAGACCUGGGAGUUUACACUGAGGAUGACGACUGCUACGAUGUGCACCUUGGAGAGAAUAGUAAUUGGGGGAACUACUUCUACUACGGUGGUCCAGGUAGAAACGACAAUUGCCCAUGACCGGUCACGGUAGAAACGAGAGUCGCGCAUGACCGUGAGAUCUUGUGCUAGGUUGCUCCCUCGUCGAAUGCCAUCACAUCUUCAUUUUAUUAAUUCCUCACGCAUCCUCAGUGUAGAAAGUAAAAACAAAGAAACCGCGCAGACGUGGUUGGUUUAGGCGUGAUCGAAAAUCAUGUAUCCCUUUUAAAUACAUGUAGGGGUAGGCUAGUUUAGAAAAUGUGUGAAUGAGCAGCAUCUUGAUUAAUAUAUGGUCACAUUGGACUGUUUUACUACUACCUUUUCUUGUAAUUAAGCUGUAAAUGCCUCCCAGCCGAGAGGCGAUUGUAGCCAGAAGACGCAAUAUGAUGGUCAUGUUUCUCCACAUUGAAACAGACCUCUUUAUUCAGAUGUGUCAAGUUCUUUGUUCGUAACUCAUUGCUUCUAAUUCGUUGAAAUCUACAUGCAGCAGCAAUCCA
Molecule: messenger RNA, 1867 nt
Organism: Cuscuta epithymum
Lineage: Eukaryota; Viridiplantae; Streptophyta; Magnoliopsida; Solanales; Convolvulaceae
Source: the annotation of a GenBank genome assembly